CAGGACAAGUUUGACGACUGCGGCUGGGGCUGUGCCUACCGCUCCCUGCAGACCCUGUGCUCCUGGUACGCGCGCCAGCACUACGCCGCCCGCCCGCCGCCCAGCCACCGCGAGGUACAGGCAGCGCUGGUGCAGAUAGGCGACAAGGAGCCCUCCUUCAUCGGCAGCAAGCAGUGGAUUGGCGCCAUUGAGCUGGGCUUUGUGCUGGACGCGCUGCUGGGGGUGAGCCACCGCGUGCUGCGGGUCGGCAGCGGCGACGAGCUGCCCAGCCUGGCCCGCCAGAUUGCGCACCACUUCGACACGCAAGGCACCCCCAUCAUGAUUGGCGGCGGCGUGCUGGCGUACACCCUGCUGGGCAUCGAGCACGAGGAGAGGAGCGGGCGCUGUUCCUUCCUCAUCCUCGACCCGCACUACACAGGCGGGGAGGAGGUGAAGAAGGUCCACGCGGGUGGGUGGGUGGGU
Chlorella variabilis is the source of this 462-nucleotide messenger RNA. RefSeq lists its product as hypothetical. Lineage: Eukaryota; Viridiplantae; Chlorophyta; Trebouxiophyceae; Chlorellales; Chlorellaceae. The annotation marks the transcript as partial. The transcript is spliced from 3 exons. The record is from RefSeq and is a predicted model, not a curated record.